Candidula unifasciata is the source of this 1303-nucleotide messenger RNA. The record is from the annotation of a GenBank genome assembly. Lineage: Eukaryota; Metazoa; Mollusca; Gastropoda; Stylommatophora; Geomitridae.
CGCCAACUGUACGCGCUGCGGGUAAUUGGCAAGGACGGCGCUGCGGAACCUCGGUCGACAGAGGUUAAAGUGUACAUCAAUGUGAAGGACGUGAAUGACAACCAGCCAGAGUUUGACCCCAUGUCCUACUACCGGGAGGUCAGCGAGGACGCGCUACCCGGUACUCUAGUGGUUAAUGUCAGCGCCACGGACGUGGACUCAGGGUUGAGUGGUGAGGUACGGUACAGUAUCAUCGGUGACUCCGUGCACAGUUUUGCCAUAGGACCAAUCAACGGCAGCCUGUACACCACGAGCGUGCUGGACAGGGAGUUGGUUCCUGUGUACACCGUUAUCGUCAUGGCAACAGAUCAAGCUGCCAUUGUUGGAGGCAGACUAUCAGCCACAACUACGGUGCAAGUCAAACUGGCAGACAUCAACGACAACCCGCCAGUGUUUGUCAGUCCGACACUGGUUGAGAUCAGCGAAAACGCCAAGGUAGAGUCAACAGUCUACACAGUCAUAGUAGAAGAUUUAGACGAAGGUGCCAACAGCCAAAUCUCCUUCAGGUUCCUCUCGCCCGCCAGUGUCUUCUCCAUCAACACCAGGUCGGGCGCUCUUGUUCUGACCUCAGAACUGGACAGAGAGAAAGUGUCUAACUACACACUGGCGAUCGAAGCUAGAGAUGGAGGGUCGUCUCCAAAAUCUGCCCACCAGAAUUUGACCAUACUGAUAACCGACGCCAAUGAUAAUGCCCCGGUGUUCACACAGAGCCAGUACAACGCGACUGUAGCCGAGGACGUUGAGGUGGGCCACAGCUUGAUGCGUAUCCAUGCCACUGAUCUGGAUAAAAGUCUAAACGGUGCUGUCAGGUACUUCAUCAUCGGCGGAGAGGGCAGUCAUGACUUCCAUCUAGACAUGUCCAGCGGUGUUCUUCGUGUGCAGAAGCCUCUGGAUUACGAACGGAAGAAGUCCUAUACGAUCCUGGUUCAGGCUGAGGAUAGCUCUGUAGAAAAGCCCCUUCACACAAACGCAACAGUUGUGGUUUCCGUGAUGGAUGUCAACGAUUUUGUGCCGGUGUUUGACGACUCGCCCUAUAACGCUUUUGUCCAAGAGGGCAUGAGAGAUGGGCCAGUACCCGUGAUGACCAUCACUGCCCGGGACGAAGAUUCGGGGGACAACGGGAUGGUCCAGUACAGCCUGAGAGACAUCAACAACACCAACAUGUUCGAAGCCAACAGCGUCACUGGGGAGAUAUCUGUGCUGAAGACACUAGACAGGGAGACGGUGCCAAUGUAUGUUCUGACAUUUGUGGCCAUCGACAGAG